Messenger RNA from Prosopis cineraria, 3376 nucleotides. Its product is annotated as probable disease resistance protein At4g27220. The record is from RefSeq and is a predicted model, not a curated record. Lineage: Eukaryota; Viridiplantae; Streptophyta; Magnoliopsida; Fabales; Fabaceae. Bases 1 to 3171 code for a protein of 1056 amino acids. The transcript is spliced from 6 exons. Gene Ontology annotation, molecular function: ADP binding.
AUGAUUCCACUGGAUUUGUUAACAGUUGAAGAAUCUUGGACUUUGUUUAAGACUCAUGCUAAAGUAGAUGACAGUGCUAAGGAAGUUGUGGCGCAUGAAGUUGCUAAGGAAUGCAAAGGACUACCAAUUGCAAUUGUGGCAGUAGGGGCAUCCUUGAAAGGAAAAGGACUUGAUGAGAUGAAUGUUGCGUUGCACCAGUUGAGGCAUUCAAAACUAAUAGAUGAGGAUGAUGGUGUGAGUACAGCUUAUGCUUGCCUAGAAUUGAGCUAUAAUUAUUUGAAAUUGUCAAAAGCUAAGUUGUUGUUGUCAUUAUGUGCUAUGUUUCCUGAAGACCAUAACAUUGCCAUUGAAGAUCUUUUUAGAUAUGGAGUAGGGUUGGGCCUCGCUAGAGAUGGAGACUCAUUCAAAAUAGCAAGGAACCAAGUUAGAGUAAUAAUAAAUAAUCUCAUUGACUCCUCACUAUUGAUGCACUCUUCAAACCUCGAAUCAAAAGAGUAUGUGAUAAUGCAUGACUUGGUUCGGGAAACAGUUUUAUUGAUAGCAUCUAAUAAAGAGGAUCAUGUCAUUAAUGUAAACUAUGCAAAAGAGCUAAAUGAAUUUCUUGAUGGUGAAGUGGUAAAAGAUUGCUAUGCAGUAACUUCAUGGCAUCACACUGAUGAAUUACUUGAAUUCCCUUCUCAAUUGGAUGCUCCAAAGCUCGACAUUCUAUUGUUAGAUUUAAGAAAAACCUUAGAUUUAUCACAUGCAUCAUUUGAAGGUGUGAAAAGACUCAAGAUUGUGGCUAUUAUUAAUGAAUAUCAUUCAAAUGAUAUCUUGUUGAGGGUAAAGCCUGAAUCAAUCCAGCAAUUGCGUAAUCUUCAAACUCUGAGGUUGCAAAAUUGGGAUUUAGGUGACAUCUCUUAUGUGGGAGGCUGCAAAAGCUUCAUUCCUGAUAUGGUUCUAGAUAUGGGAGGCAUGAAUGAGUUAACUAAACUCCAUCUUCAAUAUUGUUCGGAGAUAAAAUGCAUCAUUGAUGAAACUACUCUUCAAGAAGAUAUGGUUGUGCCAAAAUUGGAUGAGUUGAAACUAAGGGAUAUGUUUAAUCUAAAACAAUUAUGUCGUGGUCCUUCUCUUGUUAGCAUGUUUCAAAAGCUAGAAAGUCUAAGUAUAUUCAAUUGCCCUCAAUUGCUCCACAUAUUCCCUAUUUAUUGCAACUUGAGAAAUCUUAAGUUUGUCAACAUUUCCAAAUGUCCAAUGUUGAUAUCACUCUUCCCUAUCUCUGCUGUUUGUACUCUAUUAUCCCUAGAGGAGCUCCAAAUAGAAGACUGCCAUGAAUUGAAGCAUGUAUUUGAGGGAGAGGGAGGUGGUGAUGCAUGGGAGAGUUUCAGAAUCCUAAAACUGAAAAAUAUAUCCAUUCGUGAUUGUGGCAAAUUCGAAUCUGUAUGCCCAAUGAUCUUUUUGGUUCAAAGGUUUGUACAAUUGCAAGGUCUAUUCAUAAGUAAUGCUCCUCAUAUGAAAUUUGUGUUUGGUGAAAAUGGAGGUGUAGAACAAGCUAUGUAUAAUCAAAUUGAGACUCAAAUAGUGCUUCCUCUUUUGGAAUUUCUCACACUACAAAGACUCCCAAAUCUUGUGGGAAUUUGCUCAGAAAACUACCAUCUCAGGUUCCCAUCUAUGAAGAAAAUAGACCGGAAGAAUUGUCCAAAUAUGCUACGAGCUCUAACUAUAUCAGAUUCUUUUCAACUGGAAGAAAUUUUUAGAUGCUCUAAUAUUGAAGAUCAUGACAUUGACUGUGAAAGGGAGAUUGUGUUCCCAAACUUGAACUAUAUAACACUUGACAAGCUUCCAAGACUUGUUAAUUCCUGCCAUGGGUUUAAGUUGCACCCAGGGUUUUGCAGAGUGUAUGUUCGUGAAUGCCCAAAAUUCAUGCCAAUGAUAAGUGCAGCUAUUGAUUGGACAGAAGAGGGGCUUGUAAAAAAGUAUGUGUUGAAAACAAGCCAAUUAAAUAGAAAUGAAGCUCUCAAUCUAUCACCCACUAUUCUAAAUGUUGGAGAAGUUGAUAUUCAAAGUUCUAGAGUUGAUCACGAGUUUCAAGUCAUGGGUGAUGACAACCAAGAAGGAACCAACGGCUUAGAAAUGUUGAGAUCCGAACAACAAAUGCUUGGAGGUCUUGUUCCCACACAAGUUUUGAGCUUCCAAUAUCUGCAUGCCUUAGAAAUGAUUCAAUGCAAAAAGUUGAAGUUUUUAUUCUCAAUAAGCACCAUUGUUGAUAACAGCCUUCCCAAAUUGAGUUCCCUAACCUUAUCUGAUUGUGAGGACUUGGAAGUGAUUUUUGGAUAUAGUAAUGAAGAUGAUGCCAACUAUGAUGAAAAAAUUGUGCUUUCAAGCUUGAGGAAGAUCAAGCUUGAGAAUUUGCCAAAUCUCAUCAGUGUUUGUCAAGGAAUGCAAAUUCAGGUGCAACUGAGCGACAUCAGCAUAUGGAAUUGCCCAAAAUUUCUUGAUUCAAGUUUGGGAUUGACUCUUCAACAAAUGGGAACAAUAUUGUUUCCCCAAGCUUCGACAAAAAAUUCAGAUUUACAAACCAUAGCAGAUGUAGAAAAACAAUUAUAUCAAAAUGAUGAAAAAGGGAUAGUCUUGAUGAUCUCAAGAGUAGAAAGAUUGAGUUUGAGGGAUUCAGGUAACUUCUUGUGUGUAUGGGAGGGUCCCACUUUCAUUAGCUUCCAAAAUCUUUCAGAGUUACAUGUGAAUGGAUGCAAGAAAUUGAAGUGUAUCUUCCCCAGCACUGUCAUCAAAAGCCUACCAUGUUUGUGGCAUCUAUACAUUGAUGAAUGUGAAGAGUUGGAGGAAAUAAUGUCAUCAGAGCCUCACUUUCCAAAUGCUUCCUCUUCUUCCUUCUGCUUCCCACUACUUCAUUGGCUUUAUGUCAUUAAAUGCAGAAAGUUGAAGUGGCUCUUCCCCUCUCUACCCUCCACUCAACAUCUUCGGCAGUUGGAAACUCUGAUAAUAAGAGAGUGCUCUCAGGUAGAGGGACUUUUUAAUUGUGAAGUUGAAAUCCAAGAGGAAGGGUUCUACAACAACCAACUUCCAAAGCUGCAAUUUCUUGAAGUUGCGGAUUGCCCCAUGUUCUCUGAAACCACACUCGCUGCUCUUCAAAGCACUGCCUCUAAGCACUACUACAAGAAUUGGACGAUGUAGCCACCACCACAGUGUUGGAGUGAUGACGAGGCCAGGAGGUGAUGGAUUAUUUGGUAAAAAAAAUUAAUAUUUUUUAAAAUAGUAAUUAUGAUAGAACUAAAAUUAUAGUAACAUAAAUAGAUUGACGAUGUUUUUAUCAUGGAGGAGGAGAUGAUUGUGAUAAUGUAAUUAAGCCUGAGCUAUUUAUAGAACCUGUGAGAUUGUA